CCCUCCUUCCUGUCCCCUUCUCUGCCCCCCCUUCUCCCUACCCCCCCCCCCCAGUCCUGCAGACCUGGGGGCUUCGGGAUCUGGGCGCUAUGAAAAGUGUCUGCCCAGUCACUUCCGGUUUUUCUUCCCCCAAUCCCUCAGCUGCUGCUGCUGCUCAAGAGGUCAGAUCAGCCACUGAUGGUAAUACCAGCACCACUCCGCCCACCUCUGCCAAGAAGAGAAAGUUAAACAGCAGCAGCAGCAGUAGCGGCAGUAACAGUAGUAACGAGAGAGAAGACUUUGAUUCCACCUCUUCCUCCUCUUCCACUCCUCCUUUACAACCCAGGGAUUCGGCAUCCCCUUCAACCUCGUCCUUCUCGUGCCUGGGGGUCCCAGUGACUGCUCCCAGCCACGUACCGAUACAGAAGAAGCUACGUUUUGAAGAUAACCUGGAGUUUGUAGGGUUUGAUGCGAAGAUGGCUGAGGAAUCCUCCUCGUCCUCGUCCUCAUCUUCACCAACUGCUGCAACAUCUCAGCAGCAGCAACUUAAAAAUAAGAGUAUAUUAAUCUCUACUGUGGCUUCGGUGCAUCACGCAAACGGCCUGGCCAAAUCUUCCACCACCGUGUCUAGCUUUGCUAACAGCAAGCCUGGCUCUGCUAAGAAGUUAGUGAUCAAGAACUUUAAAGAUAAGCCUAAAUUACCAGAAAACUACACAGAUGAAACAUGGCAGAAACUGAAAGAAGCAGUGGAAGCUAUCCAGAAUAGUACUUCAAUUAAGUACAAUUUAGAAGAACUCUAUCAGGCUGUGGAAAAUCUCUGUUCUUACAAGAUUUCUGCAAACUUGUACAAACAGCUGAGACAGAUUUGUGAAGAUCACAUCAAAGCACAGAUUCAUCAGUUCAGAGAAGACUCUUUGGAUAGUGUUCUUUUUCUCAAGAAGAUUGAUAGAUGUUGGCAGAACCAUUGUAGACAGAUGAUCAUGAUCAGGAGCAUUUUUUUGUUUCUGGAUAGGACUUACGUUCUUCAGAAUUCAAUGCUACCAUCCAUUUGGGACAUGGGACUGGAGUUAUUUAGGGCUCAUAUUAUAAGUGAUCAGAAAGUCCAGAAUAAGACAAUUGAUGGCAUUCUUCUUUUGAUUGAGAGGGAGAGGAAUGGUGAAGCAAUCGAUAGAAGUUUACUCCGAAGCCUUCUAAGCAUGCUCUCUGAUUUGCAAAUUUAUCAGGAUUCUUUUGAACAACGAUUUUUGGAAGAAACUAACAGACUGUAUGCAGCUGAAGGCCAAAAAUUAAUGCAGGAAAGAGAGGUUCCUGAAUACCUUCAUCAUGUUAAUAAACGUCUAGAAGAAGAAGCUGACAGACUUAUUACUUACUUAGAUCAGACCACCCAGAAGUCAUUAAUUGCUACUGUGGAAAAACAACUUCUAGGAGAACACUUAACAGCUAUUCUUCAGAAAGGUUUAAAUAACCUCCUUGAUGAAAACCGAAUUCAAGAUUUAUCUCUCCUGUAUCAGCUCUUCAGUAGAGUUCGAGGUGGCGUUCAGGUUCUCUUACAACAGUGGAUUGAGUACAUUAAGGCAUUUGGUAGCACUAUUGUAAUUAAUCCUGAAAAGGAUAAAACCAUGGUUCAAGAAUUGCUGGAUUUUAAAGAUAAGGUUGACCAUAUAAUUGAUAUCUGUUUCCUGAAGAAUGAAAAAUUUAUCAAUGCUAUGAAAGAAGCAUUUGAAACAUUCAUUAACAAAAGACCAAACAAGCCUGCUGAACUUAUAGCGAAGUAUGUGGAUUCAAAGCUUCGUGCAGGCAACAAAGAAGCUACCGAUGAAGAACUUGAAAAAAUGUUGGAUAAGAUUAUGAUUAUAUUUAGAUUUAUAUAUGGUAAGGAUGUUUUUGAGGCCUUCUAUAAGAAAGAUUUAGCCAAGCGCCUUUUAGUUGGGAAAAGUGCAUCUGUCGAUGCUGAAAAAUCAAUGCUGUCCAAACUUAAACAUGAAUGUGGAGCUGCUUUCACCAGCAAACUUGAAGGAAUGUUUAAAGACAUGGAACUUUCUAAAGACAUCAUGAUUCAGUUCAAACAGGUAAAAUAUAUGCAGAACCAGAAUGUACCUGGGAAUAUUGAAUUAACUGUGAAUAUCCUGACAAUGGGUUACUGGCCAACAUAUGUGCCUAUGGAAGUUCAUUUACCACCAGAGAUGGUAAAACUUCAGGAGAUUUUCAAGACAUUUUACCUUGGCAAACAUAGCGGCAGGAAACUUCAAUGGCAAUCAACUUUAGGACACUGCGUGCUAAAGGCAGAGUUUAAAGAGGGUAAAAAAGAACUCCAGGUCUCUCUUUUUCAAACACUGGUGCUGCUAAUGUUUAAUGAGGGAGAGGAGUUCAGUUUAGAAGAGAUCAAGCAGGCUACUGGAAUAGAGGAUGGAGAGUUAAGGAGAACAUUGCAGUCAUUGGCCUGUGGCAAAGCCAGAGUUCUGGCGAAAAAUCCAAAGGGUAAAGAUAUUGAAGAUGGUGACAAGUUCAUUUGUAAUGAUGAUUUCAAGCACAAACUUUUCAGGAUAAAGAUCAAUCAAAUUCAGAUGAAAGAAACGGUUGAAGAACAAGCUAGUACCACAGAAAGAGUAUUUCAAGAUAGACAAUAUCAAAUUGAUGCUGCAAUUGUUCGAAUUAUGAAGAUGAGAAAGACACUUAGCCACAAUCUCCUUGUUUCAGAAGUGUACAACCAGUUGAAAUUUCCAGUCAAGCCUGCUGAUCUUAAGAAGAGAAUAGAAUCCUUAAUUGACCGGGACUACAUGGAGAGAGACAAAGAAAAUCCAAAUCAGUACAAUUACAUUGCAUAAAAUGUUGUUGGCCUUGAAGCAUUUGCUGUCAUAUACAAUAGCCAGUGGAUAAACUAACCUGUUGUUGUUUGAAUUCUUUUAUACUACCAAUGACCAAAUGAAGCAGUGUAAUGGGAAUAGUUGAGUGACUUUUCAGUGGUUAACAUGCCCAUUUAAAGAGUAAUACUUACCUUUAAGAAGAAUGUUGUCGAACUCUUUGCAUGUUAUUUAGUAUGAUGUGCAGAAAACUCUUUUAAGAAAGUACCCGGUUUUCAUGAUUCCUAUUUGGAACUGGGGAAGAGGUCCUUAUGGCUAUUAAAGAAGGAGGAAGGGGUUCUUAUACACCAUUUAAUUAUGAAGCAAAAGGUUUAUUUGCUUAAAAUGUCAUUUAAAGAUACUUAAACUGCAUGCAAACUUUAUUUACUGUACAGAGUUCUGGAUGUAUUUAUCAAAUAGAAAAACCACCCUGGA
Messenger RNA from Dama dama (fallow deer), 3254 nucleotides. It is a transcript of the gene CUL4B, whose product is annotated as cullin 4B. Bases 90 to 2804 code for a protein of 904 amino acids. Gene Ontology annotation, molecular function: ubiquitin protein ligase binding. Gene Ontology annotation, biological process: DNA damage response; protein ubiquitination; ubiquitin-dependent protein catabolic process. The record is from RefSeq and is a predicted model, not a curated record. The transcript has 21 exons. Gene Ontology annotation, cellular component: Cul4B-RING E3 ubiquitin ligase complex. Lineage: Eukaryota; Metazoa; Chordata; Mammalia; Artiodactyla; Cervidae.